UCUAACGCCGGUCUUAUUUACGGAUUCCCACAGAGGCAAUACGCUACAAAAAGCUACUACACGUAACUUUUACGACGACUGCAUUUUCGUGGAAACAGGGUAGUUCGUGGGAGAAAGAAAUAAGAUUUUGUGGUCCAACAGAAACAUGCGUGGAAUUUUGACGAAUAUGAUUGAUAUUUGUGGUGAAAGCACAACGUAAAGUUUUUAAGCUGUCUACAAUUUGAUUAGUUGGGCAGUAAUGGGUUCAUUCGACUACAGGUAAAGAGUAGCUUCUGGUAGCUUAAAGCUAUGGGUUGCGGAGCUUCCAAAGUAACGCCACAAACUGAAGAAUUCGAAGAAGAUAAACCACUUCGCGCCAACGGACGAAACCGCAACAAACAUGACUCUUUAUCAAAUGGGCAUGCACACUUGCCUAAUGGCAAGGCAACUGCCGCAGGAUUAGCAAAUACUGAGAAAAAUGGGGAUGUAAAUCACAACUCUCUAGUAAAAAAAGAUACUGAUUAUACAAAUGGUGACGUUUUGAACAAACCCGCUCAAGAACCACAACAUUCUCAGAACGAGGAGAACCCCAGUGACAACACACAGCCUCAAGUUUCCAAAGCAGUGGCGUUUGAUAUUGUGCUUGGAAAAAAUGAUUCUGAUAAAGUUUCGACUGCACUGAUGCCAAACCGACCCCCUCGUCGUUUACAGAAAAUUGAAAGCGCACCAGUUUUGACAAGAGAAGCAUUAGCACAAAGACAAGCUGCAGCAGAAUUAAACAGGCAAAAGGAGUUGCAGAAGAAAGUCAAAGUUAUGUCUAGAAGACGAACAGAACUUCUCAUGGCAAGAGAAAUGGACAAAGCCCAACAACAGAAGGCAGAGUUAGAGGAAAAACUGACAAUGUCAGAGAGAAAUAGAGAAAAACACCAAGCUGAAAUCAAAGCCAAACAGAGAAGAAGAGAAGAAAAGGCAAAAAGAGUACGCAAUAAAGCUAAGCAGAUCCAAGAAGGCGAUGAUGUAGUUGGCCUUGCUGUGGAUCAUGAUGAAACAUAUAAUGCAGAUGAAGAAGAUGAGUCCUGGGAUGUUGACACCUCUCACCAAAACAGCAGAAGUAGUAAUCUUGAUGGCAAAAACAGUUUGCCAGUGUUAGAUAACAGUAAAGAAGAAUCUGAUGAAAUACAGAACAAUGAAAAUACAACAAAGGAACAGGAGAAUCUCAGAGAUGUACAUGACUUCUUUGAUUCCUGACACCAACAACAAGAUGUACAAUUAAUUUUUCAAUCAAAUCAACUUCAGAGCACCUCCACAGAUUCUACUAAAUAAAUGAAUUUGAACAGGUAGAUAGAAAAAAUUCCAAAUCUAAAAAAUUCCUGCAAGUAUAACAGCCUAUGAACUUUGCGCCUCAAUUUCCAGCAUUUUCUUCUGUGUGAUUUUUCCUUCCUCAGGGAAGAAGUGUUGACCCAGUUCUCAAAGAGCAGCUGCUUAGCAAACCUCUUGCCUUUUAAGGACCACAGCUUUUGCAUAUUUUGAAAUUAUAUUUUCAAGAGUAACCUUCAA
Messenger RNA from Pocillopora damicornis (cauliflower coral), 1536 nucleotides. RefSeq lists its product as uncharacterized. Lineage: Eukaryota; Metazoa; Cnidaria; Anthozoa; Scleractinia; Pocilloporidae. The record is from RefSeq and is a predicted model, not a curated record.